Sardina pilchardus (European sardine) is the source of this 1079-nucleotide messenger RNA. RefSeq names its product homeobox protein slou-like. The transcript has 3 exons. The record is from RefSeq and is a predicted model, not a curated record. The coding region runs from base 46 to 906 and encodes 286 amino acids. NCBI's taxonomy places the organism in Eukaryota, Metazoa, Chordata, Actinopteri, Clupeiformes, Clupeidae.
UCAAGAAAUUGGUCGGACAGGGAGACGAGAGUUUUGAUAAGCGUUAUGAAACAGCACAAGAUAAUUGACAGACUUGAUGGAAGAAAAUUCAAAAACGACGAGCUGUUCAAAAAAGUCAAUGAGACUUUGAAAGAAUUGAACAUUGUCAGGUCCGUCAGUCAAAUUCAGAAUCGAUGGAAGUCCCUGAAAGCAAAUUACUAUAAGGCGAAGGGUGACACCAGUCGGUCGGGAGCUUCUCCGGCAAAGUUUGUUUUCUUUGAGGCGAUGGCAGAUCUGCUGGGAGGACGUCCGCUCUCCAAUGUUGAGGGGGUCGAUGUGGGGAUGGAAGAAGACGAGGAGGAGGUUAAUGUCGAAUUAUCUGAUAAGGAGCUCAGCAGCGCUGAUGAAGAGCUGGAUGGACAAGAGAACUCUGUGGACAACUUGGAGAGCAGCAUUGAAGAAGAGAACUCUAUUGAUCACAGCCUUUCAGGCACUGCAAAAAAAAGAGCAAAACCAAAGACGGCUUCUGGCUACCAAAGAGCCCUGCAAAAUUGGUCUGCUGAACAACGGGAAUUUUUAGAGGCUAUGCAGAAGAGUCAUCUUGAGAAGGUGGAGGUGCAACAACAAAACGCAAGGGAGCACGAGGAAAGGAUGUUUAUGUCGUUUAUGGAGGAGAACACCAGGUCCAAUGAAAGACUUCUCACCCACCUCUUUGAAGGGUUGAGGGGAAUGCUGUCCCACCCUGCCCAGGGAGCCACACAUCCCCACCAUCAUCCCCACCCUCAUCCUCACCCUCAUCCCCACCUAUAUCCAUACCCAAUGAUGCCCCACCCACACCCACCUCUCCCCACAGCCACCCCUCAAAAUGCAUACCUGCGGGCACAAACGCCUGACUUUGUGCUACAUGACCUGGAUGUGGACAAUUAACCAUAAAUUCAUAAUUAUUUAUUGUAAACUUAUUUAUUGCCUAUUUAUUGUUUAUUAUUUUCUCCCAAUGCUUUUGCAGAAACCACAGCAUGUUAUGCAAUUCUAUGAAAAAGGAUAGAAACUGACACAUGUUUUGUGAAAUAAUAAUUAUAAUUUAAUAAGCUAUUUGCUAU